UGGGAUCCGGAGCCACCCUAGGACGAGGACGGUGCUGCAGCCUCUGGGCGUCCCUGUCAUGUUUCGCAAAGUGGUCCGGCAGAGCAAAUUCCGACAUGUGUUUGGGCAGCCUGUCAAGAAUGACCAGUGCUAUGAGGACAUCCGAGUGUCCCGUGUCACCUGGGACAGCACCUUCUGCGCCGUCAACCCCAAGUUCCUGGCAGUGAUUGUGGAGGCCAGCGGGGGCGGUGCCUUCCUGGUGCUCCCCCUAAGCAAGACCGGUCGCAUUGACAAGGCCUACCCAACAGUGUGUGGACACACAGGACCUGUCCUGGACAUCGACUGGUGCCCCCACAAUGACGAAGUCAUCGCCAGCGGCUCAGAGGAUUGCACGGUCAUGGUGUGGCAGAUCCCAGAGAACGGGCUGGUCUCCCCGCUGACAGAGCCGGUGGUGGUGCUUGAGGGGCACACCAAGAGAGUGGGCAUCGUCACCUGGCACCCAACUGCCCGCAACGUGCUGCUUAGCGCAGGCUGCGACAACAUGGUGCUCAUCUGGAACGUGGGCACGGCGGAGGAGCUGUACCGCCUGGACAGCCUGCACCCCGACCUCAUCUACAACGUCAGCUGGAACCGCAAUGGCAGCCUCUUCUGCACCGCGUGCAAGGACAAGAGCGUGCGCGUCAUCGACCCCCGCCGGGGGACCCUGGUGGCGGAGCGGGAGAAGGCUCACGAGGGAGCCCGGCCCAUGAGGGCCAUCUUCCUGGCCGAUGGCAAGGUGUUCACCACGGGCUUCAGCCGCAUGAGCGAGCGGCAGCUGGCGCUCUGGGAUCCAGAAAACUUCGGGGAGCCCAUGGCCCUGCAGGAGUUGGACUCUAGCAAUGGAGCUCUGUUGCCCUUCUACGACCCUGAUACCAACGUGGUCUACGUCUGUGGCAAGGGCGACUCCAGCAUCCGGUACUUUGAGAUCACAGACGAGCCCCCCUACAUCCACUUCCUGAAUACAUUCACCAGCAAAGAGCCCCAGAGGGGCAUGGGGAGCAUGCCCAAGAGGGGCUUGGAGGUCAGCAAGUGUGAGAUUGCCCGGUUCUACAAACUGCACGAGCGCAAGUGUGAGCCCAUUGUCAUGACUGUGCCAAGAAAGUCGGACCUCUUCCAGGAUGAUCUGUAUCCCGACACGGCCGGGCCCGAGGCGGCCCUGGAGGCAGAGGAGUGGGUGAGCGGGCGGGACGCCAGCCCCAUCCUCAUCUCCCUGCGGGAGGCCUACGUGCCCAGCAAACAGCGGGAUCUGAAGGUCAGCCGGCGCAAUGUGUUGUCGGACAGCCGGCCCGCCGCGGCCCCUGGUGCCCCCCGCCUGGGACCCUCCAUGCCUGCGGCUUCCACCAACAUCGCCGCGUUCAGUGGCAGCCUCGCCGGAGCUGGGGAGGCCGGGAAGCUGGAGGAGGUGAUGCAGGAGCUGCAGGCGCUGAGAGCGCUGGUCCAGGAGCAGGGCGAGCGCAUUGGCCGCCUGGAGGAGCAGCUCAGCCGCAUGGAGAAUGGAGAUGCCUAGGUCCCCGGCCCGCGAACGCUGCUCCCUGUCACCUCCUUCCCCCCACCCCUUUCUCACUCAGCCUCUGUCACACCGACUGCAGGCUGGCUACCCCCCUGCCCCCUGCUGAGGGUUUCUGGGGCAGGUUCAGGGGAGGUGGGGGGCGGGGGGAGCCCUCCCUCGGUCCCAGGCUGGAGCCACCGCUAGGCUUUGGGCUUUGGUCUUUGUUACUAUUGGAGGAUUUUUGUACCAAGGAGCACUUAUAUUGUGAGGGACCACCUCCCCCGCCCCCCCGCCAGCAAAGCAGGAGGGUUG
Budorcas taxicolor (takin) is the source of this 1819-nucleotide messenger RNA. RefSeq names its product coronin 1B (gene CORO1B). Bases 59 to 1525 code for a protein of 488 amino acids. NCBI's taxonomy places the organism in Eukaryota, Metazoa, Chordata, Mammalia, Artiodactyla, Bovidae. The transcript is spliced from 11 exons. The record is from RefSeq and is a predicted model, not a curated record. Gene Ontology annotation, biological process: actin filament organization; cell migration. Gene Ontology annotation, molecular function: actin filament binding.